Messenger RNA from Quercus robur (English oak), 1768 nucleotides. RefSeq names its product F-box protein At5g49610-like. The transcript has a single exon. The record is from RefSeq and is a predicted model, not a curated record. The coding region runs from base 397 to 1596 and encodes 399 amino acids. Gene Ontology annotation, molecular function: protein binding. Lineage: Eukaryota; Viridiplantae; Streptophyta; Magnoliopsida; Fagales; Fagaceae.
GGUUUCAAUAUUAAAUUCCAUGGACUUCUGGACCUUCAUUGUUCUUACAUUUGCCUCUGGAUUUUCAGUCAGCUUCAAAAGCCUCGCUAAAAAACCUUUUUUUUUUUAUUAUUUUUUAUUAUUAAAAAUUUUAUGGGCAACACAGGAUUACCUUUUUAUACUAGUGGUUUUGGUUCUUUUAGUAUAGAUGAUGAUACACUUACUAAUGUAACAGUAGUGUUUGAAUAUUUUCCUGUGGUUUCAAUAUUAAGUUGCAUAGACUAAUAGAUUGCUAAUGUCUCUGUUGCUCAUCUUUCUUAGUUUGUAUUGUAGCUAAAAUGGAUCUCACUACUUUUGUCUUGUCUGUAUAUCUUGUAGUAAUUGUUCCUCAAAGUUAUGUGAAUUUCAUUUCAGGAAAUGGAGAAUCUUGAAUUCUUGAACAGUGAUAUUCCCUCUAAUAUCCUAUGUCGUUUGCCUUCAAAGACUCUUCUUCGAUUUAAGUGCGUUUCUAAAGGUUGGUACAAGCUUAUAUCCGACCGGUCCUUCAUCCAGAGUCAAUUACAAAAGCAAAAGCCUACCGUAUCGGGAUUCAUAUUCCAAGGGAAGUAUCAGUGGUGCAAUGAAGACAUCAGAACAGUUAGCUACAUUCCUGUUGUUGAAUCACAAGUUGAAGGUGAAGGUGACAGUGAUGAAAAAGUGCAGCAAAAGGGGUUUGAUUUCCUUCCUGAGGAUGUAGUGAUGUUAGCAUCAUGCAAUGGGAUUGUAUGUUGCCGGAGUUGCUUUCCUGAUCAAGCUCAAGACCCUGUUGUCUAUGUGUGCAAUCCCUCAAAAAAGGAGUGGAUUAAAUUACAAUCAACUGCUGCACUUGACAAUCUUAGCACCAUAGGAUUGGCGUUUGACCCAACUCGGGAUCCCAUAGACAUUUCUACUAAAUUCAAACUGGUUAGAGUCAGGCAGUUGGAGACUGAGGAGGAGGACUUCUGCUAUACUUUUGAAGUAUAUUCAUUCCAAACUGGGGCAUGGACAAAAUCAAAUGAGAUCUGCCACUGCAAUAACAAUUUAGUCCAGAACAACAGUGUCUAUGUUGGAGGGAUUUUACAUUGGCGAACAGAUGGAGAUAAAGUGCUCACAUAUGAUGUAGAGAAGGAGCUAUCUUGGUUAAUUUCAGUACCAAUCCCCGCGAUGGAAUUUGAGACCAUCCCUCAGGCAUGCAUUGGAGAUUCUGAAGGGCGAAUGCAUUAUGCAAUGGUCUCUGAAAAAGGACUUCACAUAUGGUUCCUUGAAGAUUUUUUUGAAUCCAAAUGGACUCUCAAACACUCAAAAUCUCUGCAGGAAAUUGAAGAAGAGCAUCCGCGGUUUUACAAUCUGCAUCAAAGAGUGACGGAAGCAGUGACUUAUCAUAUGGAGCCAUGGAUGGUUCCAUUGGGGAUUAAAGACGGAUUGUUGUUACUUAGGGUGUCUACCAAGUUGUAUCUUUAUGAAAUUGAGACAUGCAGUGUGAAGCAAGCUUGUUCACUUUCUAAGUUGGGUCCACAUAUUAUGUUUUGUCCAGUGGUGCUACCCUACUCAAUGAGUUUGGUGCCAUUGAAUCCGCAUAGAGAGCUGCCACUCUAUUAGGAUUUAUAUAUAUAUUUUUGGGUUUUAAAAUGUAAAUCAGUCUCUAAGUUUGAUUUUAGUCUCUAAGAAUUCAAAAUUUGAAUUUAGUCUCUAAUGUUUGAUAGCAUUUUGAAUCUCACCUUUUAGUUCAUGUCCAUUAAUGAGAAGCCUUUUGUGGGUUCCAGUUAACUCA